AUGUUGCGCUCUUCUGUCGGACGCCUUCGCAUCUUUGAUGCAUGCUACGUGCUCAACCUUGACCGCCGACCGGACCGCUGGGCGCAUGUGCAGCGGCAAACUGCCCGCGCUAGGCUCGAAAAUUUUCUACAGCCGCCGGCGAAGGUCACCCGGGUGAGUGGGGUCGAUGGAAACUCUCUCGACGUGGAGGCGUUGCAUAGGGACGGUGUCAUCACAGAUCUUGGCUAUACCCGAUUUCUUCUUCCCAGGGAAGAGAAACUGUUUGGGAUGGACCUCACACGCGGUGCCAUUGGGUGUGCGCUUGGGCACCGCAAGAUAUGGGAGAUGAUUGCGGCGGAGCGCCGUGCGUGUGCGUUGGUGCUCGAGGACGAUGUGGAGUUCCACCACAAGUUUGGUCGGCUGCUGGGGCCACUGUGGGAACGGGUGCCCGCGGAUUGGGGCGUUGUGCACCUGGGUGGGCUGGACCUCCUUGCCUCUGGGAAGCCGCCCCGUCCAUUCAUUGACGACGGCAUCCGCCUCGCAUACCAGGGCCAUCGCGAACUCACCGCAUACGUUCUACACCACGCCUCUGCAAAGCGUCUCCUCGAGCUGACAACGCCAAUGACGUGGCAGGUGGACACACAUAUUAGCAGUAACUUGGAGUCCGACUCGGAGGCGCAGGACAAGUACAUUGCAGACCCCAAGACGUAUGUGUUUCAGCCAUCCCUCGCGAUUCAAAUCACCUCUUUCGGGACCGAUGUGCAGAAGCAGCCGUCUGAAAACCCUUCACUCGAAGAUGCCGCGCGCCGCAUGCGUGAGUUUAUUGGCGGAGGGACUUCUGUGCGUUGA
Molecule: messenger RNA, 828 nt
Organism: Trypanosoma conorhini
Lineage: Eukaryota; Euglenozoa; Kinetoplastea; Trypanosomatida; Trypanosomatidae
Product: putative glycosyl transferase-like protein
Exons: 1
Coding region: 1-828 (275 amino acids)
Source: RefSeq, a predicted model, not a curated record